Procambarus clarkii (red swamp crayfish) is the source of this 2172-nucleotide messenger RNA. RefSeq names its product DNA/RNA-binding protein KIN17. The record is from RefSeq and is a predicted model, not a curated record. Lineage: Eukaryota; Metazoa; Arthropoda; Malacostraca; Decapoda; Cambaridae. Gene Ontology annotation, cellular component: nucleus. Gene Ontology annotation, biological process: DNA damage response; DNA replication. Gene Ontology annotation, molecular function: double-stranded DNA binding.
ACUGAAGUCACACAUGUGCUGGUCAAUAACAUUUAUCAAAACACUCCCUCGAAUCAUCAUCGCAAAGCUCGAGCUUCUGAAAUAAUUUUUAAACUUCAGAAUACUGAGCCAAGAUGGGGAAGGCAGAAAAAGGUACGCCAAAAGAUUUGGCUAAUAAGAUGAAGGCGAAGGGUUUGCAGAAGCUUCGGUGGUAUUGUCAGAUGUGCGAGAAACAAUGCCGGGAUGAAAAUGGCUUCAAAUGUCACACUAUGUCUGAAAGUCACCAAAGACAACUUCUUCUCUUUGCUGAGGACCCUGAUAAAUACCUGGAUAGCUUCUCUCAGGAAUUUUUGGAUGGUUACACCAGUCUCCUUAAACGUCGAUUUGGCACAAAGCGUGUUCAUGCCAACAACGUAUAUCAGGAAUAUAUUCAUGAUCGACAUCAUAUUCACAUGAAUGCCACGCAGUGGGAAACUCUGACAGAUUUUGUUAAAUGGCUUGGUCGUGAAGGUCACUGUGUAGUGGAUGAAACCGAGAAAGGUUGGUACGUGGCUUAUAUUGACCGAGAUCCAGAGACAAUUAGAAGACAAGAGCAGAUGAAAAGACGGGAAAAAUUUGAGAAGGAUGAGGAAGAAAGAAUGCAAGAUUUCAUUAAUAAACAAAUUGAACUAGGACGCUCAAAGCUGGCUGAGGAUGGUGAGACUCAGUUUACGGAAUUACAACGUGAUGAAGGGGAGACUAUAGCUCUCAACAUCAAGUUAGGAGGAAGUAAAUCAGCUAAGCCAAAAUUGGAAGGAAAUAGUGCGCUAAAGGCACCUUCAACUAGCAAGAUAAAGAUUCAAGAAAAAAUAAAAAAGGAUGUUAAAAAGAGGACAGCUUUAGAUGACAUAAUGGAAGAAGAGAUGAGAGGGAAGAAAUCCAAAGAAAUUUAUUCUAAAAGGCAGCUGGAUGGAAAGUCGCAGUCUGAGGAAGGUCCUUGGUUGGUCAAAAAUAUUGUUGUCAAAGUGAUUACAAAAGACUUAGGUUCCAAAUAUUACAAGCAAAAAGGGGUUAUUCGAGAAGUAAUUGAUAAAUAUGCUGGUUUAGUGAAGUUAUUUGAAUGUGGAACUAAACUAAAACUAGACCAGGCACACUUAGAGACUGUAGUCCCAUCCAUAAACAGAAAAGUACAGAUUGUUGGAGGUCGAUACCGGGGACAAGAGGCUAUGCUCAAAAGCAUUCAAGAAGCGUCCUUUAGUGCCACUUUAGAGCUACAAGAUGGCAAGAUUAUAAACGAGGUUCCAUAUGAACAUUUUAGUAAAUUAUAUAGUUCUUGAUUAGAAAGUAGAAUGUAAGUUGUUAACUGAUAAGAGUAGAUGGUGCCCAAAUUGGCUAAAUAACUUGAAUUUAUCAAUUUGUAUUACAGUAAUUUUAUAUUUUUAUUUGUUUAGAAAUUAGAAGUUUGUCAGUAAACAUUUGCUGUGAACAGAGUUGUCUGUUUAAUUAUUUGGUAAUUUCUUAAGUUUUAUGUCAUUUUGUUUUAAUAUAAAAUGCAAAUGUUGUCCAGUAACAUUGUACACAUUAGACAAAAAAAUUUCCCAAUGAGAGUUUAAAUUACGGACUGAGAGUCAUAAGGAAGCACGUCAAUUGGUCCAAAAGAACGGUUGUAGUUACAAUUUAAUGGACAAAUUAUGAUAUAAAUUCUUUAAUAUAUCAAUUACAUAGUACAAUAUUGUUAGAAAUUUAUGACACAAAUUUCCUUUCAUAGCUUUGCAAAAAAAAAAGAAAAAAGAAAAAAAAAGAUAGUUUAUACAGCACUGUUAAAUAUUUCUUCUGUCGUGUCAAAAUGCUUAUAAAUAUGGCUUUGUGCUGUUGAUCAGUUAUAAACAUUUAGGAUACUCUACAGAGGUAAAUUUUCUAUGACUUUUAUAAUAAAAUGAUUUUCUGUACAAAUACAGUAUUACAUUUUUGUACCAUGUCUAAAUGUGUGACUCUAGCUGGUUAUGACAAAAUUGAACAAAUGUAGUGUAUUGUCCUUUAUAAGGAAAAAAUAAGAAAUAUUUGGUUAACAAACAUUUAAGUAAAAAUAGCAAGAUCUUGUUAAAUUUACAUAAAGCUACAAAAUCUUAUUUAAAUUUGUAUAUUUUUAAAUAGUUAUUGCUUAACACUUUUAAUGUAACAUAUUUUAGGUAAUGGUAAUAAAUGUUAAAGUUA